CCAAAGAAGAAGGAAGACCACUGUCAUGGCGGCCAAGGUGGUGAUGGUGGCCGUCCCGACGGUGCUAGGAAUAGCCUCCAUCCGUGUGUACACUGUGAGCGAAGCUCCAGCUGAUGGGCUGGUUACUCGAGAAAAGCUGAACAUCUACACCCCACUGCCACAGGCUGCUCAGGUUCAAUUUGUUCCAGAGACACCAGGUGUUAUUGAGAGUGGGUUAACUACAGCAAGAAAGAGCAUUCUACCAUUUGCCCAGGCUGUAAAGGGUGCCUGUGUCUCUGUGAAAAGGGGAACUGUUAAUCUGUACCAUGCAGGAGAGGAUGCAUACUAUUACCUGAAAGACCCUCCCCCAGGUUUUCUGCCCAGAUUUGGCACCAUCACUAUGGCUGGCCUGCUUGGCAUGUUCUUGGCACGGAAAGGCUCUCGUUUCAAGAGGUUAGCGUUUCCACUGGGCCUGAUGAGUGCAGGAGCUUCAGUAUGCUACCCGGCCCAAGCUGUGGCUGUGUUAAAGGUGACAGGUAAGAAGGUGUACGCUGCAGGGCAGUGGAGCAGCGCCGCGCUGUCUUCACUGCUCACCUCCAAGCCCCAGGAGCCUGUUGCCACAGAGAUUACUGCUUCACAACCACAGUCGCCUGCAGUGUCAGAUCCAGAGUCUGCAGUGGUUGAGGCCUCAGAGUUCAGCUCCAGCACGGACAGCUCACCCCAAAGUGCUACAGUCCCAGAAAAAGAGGUGGAAUCAGCUGAGUCUGUUCCUGUCUCCGAUGAACCCAUCAACUCGUCAUCAGUAACACUCGCAGAGAUCCCCCCUGACCAGGCCCCUGCAGAGACCAGCACAGAUCCCUUGGUACUUUCAGUGUCAGCAGAGACAGAAGCUGCUCCACCCUCUCAGGAUUUACCUGCCCCUGUUCAAAAUGAGGAGCCCUCAGACACAAAACAAGCACCAGAGCACGUCUCAAAUGAAGCCAGCCCAGCCGAGUCCACGGCGAGCUCAGACCCAGAGACAGUAGAGGCUGGCCCACCCGUGUCUGCUUCUUCCUCUGAAGAACCGCCUGCUCCAAAGGCCUCAGACGAGCCAGCAGUACCAGUUGUUGACUCAGCUGUGCCCGAAACCACUGCUCAACCAGAAUUAGCCGAGCAGACGCCAGUCCCUGCCGUGGAGGAGACCCCAACCUCAGCACUCACACCACCACCACCUCCAGCUCCUGAACAGCCUACAGCAGAUAACAGCACAGGGGGUGCUGGUUUCAAGCCAGACCCUUCGCUGAUGGACUUUGGCCAGUCCAGCCCAGAGGAUGAAGACCUGUACAGCACACGCAGCUGAGAGACCACAGUCGGCCGCCAGUGAAACCUCAUUCCCACACUGCCAUCUCAUCCACGCUGACAAACACUCUGUAUCAUGAUCUAGUGUAAAUUGCCAUUUUGCUUUGCAAGCACACUUAGGAAGUCUUUUAUCAAUAUUUCCGUUCUCAUUUUUUUCUGCCUACAUCAUUUAUAUUUCCACAGGAAUAUAACAGCCAAGUACAUUUGCAUUUCAAAUGGUAGCAAGCUGUGGCAGUUGGUUCAUGUGGAAAGACCAAAAAAAAAAAUACACCCACCAAGUGUUUACAAGUCUUUUAAUUCACAGAUGGCAGAUUGCGAAAAUUUCUCUCUGUUUGUGUCAUUUAACAAUUACUGGCUUUUGCGCUACAGCUUUUACAGUCAUGAACGCAUGGUGCUUUUAUUUAUUGUAAUUUAGCCCUCGUCUUUGGUAAGCUGGAAAUACUGCUCGUGCUGGUAAUGAUUACAAGACGGACCAGAGUUGUUUUCAUUUACAUCAGAAAUAAGAUCUCAAAAUAAAUAUAUAUAUUUUCAG
This is a messenger RNA of Toxotes jaculatrix (banded archerfish), 1849 nucleotides long. It is a transcript of the gene apool, whose product is annotated as apolipoprotein O-like. The record is from RefSeq and is a predicted model, not a curated record. Gene Ontology annotation, biological process: cristae formation. NCBI's taxonomy places the organism in Eukaryota, Metazoa, Chordata, Actinopteri, Toxotidae. The transcript has 11 exons. The coding region runs from base 26 to 1318 and encodes 430 amino acids. Gene Ontology annotation, cellular component: MICOS complex.